Molecule: messenger RNA, 3228 nt
Organism: Paramacrobiotus metropolitanus
Lineage: Eukaryota; Metazoa; Tardigrada; Eutardigrada; Parachela; Macrobiotidae
Exons: 6
Coding region: 1198-2979 (593 amino acids)
Source: RefSeq, a predicted model, not a curated record
CUGCUGCGCUCUGAAUGCGAACUGAAUGGUCGGUUCAUUACGCUUGUGGAAGUCUCGAAUGGGAGCUUGUAUUAUCUGGAGCGAGGUUAUGGGCCGCCGAAGGAAGAGGAAGUAUAUCCAGAUUAUCCGAAACCAAUUCGGAAGCUUCGUCAUCCGUUAACCGAAUGGUUUUCUCGUAUUAUCGGCCUUUCAAAACUGCCAGACCAGAUUUCCGAAACCACGGAUGCCUUUGGGCCGCUGCCGCCGGAAUUGUGGCUGGACGUGUUCCCCCACCUGAACACAAUGAUGCGGACAAGCUUACGCGCUGUCUGUGCAACAUGGAAUCGUAUUCUGGAUUCACCGUUGCUGACGACUACGAUUGUCAUUACGAGCUUUGACAGCAGUGACGAUCCGGAACGACGGGAUUAUCUUCUGACAGCGCCCAUCUUCAAAUGUCUGCGUUCCACGACCGAGAGCCUCGUUGUGGUUGACUGGUGGCAGAGAGUGGGUGACGAAGAGCUAUUCAAAAUGGUGAAUAUGAUACGCCAUGUGGCGGAGAACAACUCCGACAUCCGAUUGAAAGAGGUGACACUUGUGGGCUUCCGCUGGCUCAUUCCAGUUAAUCUUGUUUAUGCCCUUCGUGCGGAGAAUGACUGCGGCUUGCAUCUGAAUAAUGACGAUGACGGGAGCCAAUCAGUCCCCAGUAGCCUUAAUGCCGGUCAUAUCCGGGAUUUCCUUGCGAUCUUUCGGGGAUUUGUGUGCGAUUCCAUACGAUUGAUCGGCGGAUCGGCGGACCUGUUUGUCAAUGCAACGCCUGACAGAGCUCUUCGUCGACUGUUUGUCCGGAUUCCUGCAGUUCGGCUGAUGGUUGACGAUGGUUUAGAGCAUGCAAUAUGGAAUGUCCUGGAAGCGGGGUUACCGAUGAUUAGUGACGCGAAACGGGGAACAUUGUCUGAAUUCUUAGCGUGGGUGAUCUCGGAGAAAGACGCAGCGUCGCGAGUGGGGUUGGCGUGGGAGAAAGCAGUGUGCAAGAUACUUUGUGGAGCUCAGUCAUCGGAUCCGCGGCCGCAGUCGCACUACCCUGGGAAGAAAUGGUGCGUGGAGGGACUGCAAGAGCUGCAGUUGGACAAGCUGACCCGUAUUACGCUGCGUUUUCUUAUCCUCCUGGCGAACUCUAUCGAGGAAUGGAAUAUUUAGCGUCGUUCCAGGCUUGCAGCCAUGUCUAACGGCAACUGGCAAAACACUCGCGUCGAAGUCUUGGGUGACGAUGAUACCUUCCGUAGCGGCUUGGUGGUGGACGUGGCUGACAACGGGCUCUUCAUCGACUUCUGUCCCAACCGGCGCCGCGAAUUCACCCCGUUCGGCCGAAUUUUCCAGAAUGCCUACUCCGUGAUGAAUGAAUUUCUACUGGCCCAUGCGUAUGCGUACACCCCACCCGAUGUGCGCAUCCCCCUGGAAGUAAUGGUGCGAGAGACACCCUCCGGUCCCUGGGCCUGGUUCCCCGCGGUUGCCGUCAAUGUGAACCGUGGGAUUUGUCACGGGGCGAGCAGCGUAGCCGUGGCCCAAUGGAUGCAAGGCGACAUGGAACAUAUGGAUCUGGUUCCGUUGCAGCGACUGCGUUGGAGGGUCAUGGCCAAAUGGUGGGCCAUAGUGGACCGGGAAGCCCCCUCCGCAGACGUCGACAGCGGGAAUGGUGGCGGCUUUCAGUUAAAGGGCAUGGCCGCUUGGCCGGAGCCGAUUGCGGACGGGAUUUUCCAGAAGUUUAGUAUGUUGUUACCGAAAAAAUGUCAUGAUGUCGGAGUCGAUCAACUGCUCCAACACUUGAAGGGCAAAGCGUAUCGUUACACGGAUAACGGUGUCGGACGAUUUUCCAUCCUUGACAUUGUGGACGGGCGUGUGCCGUACAUUUGGCGACAUGGACAUCAAAGUCAUUACAAAGAGACGGACUGCUUUGAGAAUGGUAUGGUAGCUGAUCGUCUUAUCGCAGUGGCAUCAUAUAUACGAGGCAUUACCGCGCCAGCCGCAAUACGUACUGGAUCUCUGGAGUGCAAGGAAAUCGGUAAUGUUAAAGUGCUCUCGUCAGCCGUGUUAGGGGAAGUGUUUUCUCAUCUGGACACUCUGACCCAGACCGGAUUGCGCACCGUCUGCUUUGCAUGGAACGGUAUUCUGGAAUCACCGGUAUUGACGGCCUGCAUCCUUAUCACCAACCCUACCCCGGAGCACGAGUACCUCGCGAAGCGCAACCAGCUGCAUUAUUUUCUGACGGCAACGAUUUUCAAAUGCCUCCGCCCAUCCACCCAGCACAUCGUGGUGGACGGGCGAAGCCGGUGGAUGGGUACCGAAGAUUUUCUAAAGCUGAUGGAGAUGAUACACUAUACAGGGCAUCAAACAGGCAGUAGACUGCGAACGAUCCAUGUCGUGGGGAUCCGCUUCCAGCUGCAGCUCAGCAACACCAUGGAUGCUGAGGACGACCGGUGCUAUUUGCAUCAGGACAGCGCUGACGCGAAGAACAAUGCUCCGUUUCCGUCGCCGAACUAUCGCCUGGUGGAUUUUAUUACGGGAUGCAGUGACCUGCCGUGUGAUGCCGUUCAUCUGGUCAACUGUUCUAUCGAUUUGGAUUAUAUGAAGGUGGACAAGAGGAAGGAGAUUCGGCUGUCGGUUAGCAUGCCCGACGUUCGGUUGCCGCAGAGCGGUGAUGUGGGUUGCGCGGUGUGGGAUGUCCUGGAGACCGGGACGACAGGGACGCCGGCGCCGAACAAAAAACAGCUGGAUAUUCGGUCUGCUUGGUUGGCGUCCGUAAGGGCUCAUGAGAGCCACGCUCACCGGGGAUGGGUGUGUCGGGCACUGUGUGUAACACAGUCCGCCGACCCGCGUCCAUCCACGCAUCACCGCAAUAAGCAAUGGUGCGUUGACGGUCUGAAGGAUGUACAAUUGGAGAAGCUGUCGGCGAUUGCACUGUACUUCUUGUUUAAACUGAAGAAUAUUAUUCUCGAUCGCUGAGGAGCCAUAGCCAUUAGGAGGAUGUUCAAAGCGUGGCAAAUAACCGGACGGAUGACGAGUUUGAAGACAUUAAUUUGAAGUUUGUUAGGUAUUUUUGCUGUUGUGUAGUUUGUCUAAUGGUUAAUGUAUGGUUGUUAUCAAGGUUGUGUUUGGGUGUUAAAAAGGUCAUGCUCGGCUUUUUCUAAAUCCGUUAGUUUCAUCAUAAGCCUUCUCUCUUUGAACUGCUAUCCGUAAAAGACUAAAAGUACC